GGUAGCAAACAGGAAGGGCUUCUGAACAGAGUCUAUCAUAGGUUAUCAACAAUGAGAGGAUCCUAUCACUCAGCUAAAGCGAAGAAUUCCCAAUUCGACAUCAAAGGUCGUUUGAAGCGCAGUGCCUGGCCCUACAUCUCAGACCCUCGAGAACGGUUCUUGAACCAUCCCCUGCAGAUCAUGACGAGCCUUCAGCGCGAAAGUCUCCUCGAUCACCCCGUCGUCACCACCUUCCUGCAUCACAAGUGGGUCUCAGUGGGUCGCUACGCCUUCAUCUCCUCCCUCGUCAUCUACCUUCUAUUCCUCUUCAUGCUGACCGGGUUCAUCAUCGUCAUGCCACCCAGCUACUAUGUCCAGUCCUUCAACCACACCCUGGAGAACCCGGAUCGCAUCACCUGGAAGGCCGAUGGGAAGCAGAGAUGGGUGGACAGCGCCUCGCAUUUCAACGUGCUCAUCUUCAACCGGUUUGGGUACAUCGUCAUCAUCGCCCUGUCCGUGCUCAAUUUAUUCAGAGAGAUUAUACAGAUGGCAGUUCACAGACUAAACUACUUCAAGAGUGCUAACAACUAUCUGGAGCUCUUCUUAUACAUCGCUGCUAUCCUGUUUACCCUGCCACGGGGUGACGUCGAAUUCGUCAACAAUGGUCAUCUUAUACAGCCAUGGCAGUGGCCCUUAGGUGCCUGUGCAGGGUUUCUGGCUUGGAUCAACCUGGUUCUCUUCAUGAGAAGAUCAUCCCUACUGGGCAUCUAUGUCAUCAUGUUCUUAGAUAUCACACGAACUUUCCUGAAGUUUGCAUUCAUCCUGUUCAUUGUUGUCAUGGCAUUCGCACUGACAUUCUACGCUUUGCUGAUGAACAAGAGCGCGUUUCACACUGUGGGCGACUCAUUGGCCAAGACUUUCGUCAUGAUGAUAGGCGAGUUUGAUUUUGAAAGCAUUUUCUUCAGUAGCGACUACAUGGAAUCCCAGUCCACUUCUUUCACCGACUCUCUCUUCAUACCAAAACUGACCUAUGUUUUCUUCAUCCUCUUCGUCGUGCUCAUGCCUAUUCUCAUGAUGAACAUGUUGGUUGGUUUAGCGGUUGAUGACAUCCAAGCUAUUCAAGCCAAAGCACACCUUCAUCGACUUACAAUGCAGGUUGAUUAUGUGAUGGAGCUGCAGUGUAAAUUUCCGCUGUGGGUAUGGAGAUCGUCUGUUAUUCGUAGGAAGGCAUUCGUCGUGAGUAAGACGAGGGUCGGCAAAUGGAUGCAGCUAAUUUCGAGUCUGAGGAAAGAACUGAAGAAAGCGAUUAAAAUUUGCAAUAACAAACAGCUUGCGGACGAGGAUCGGAUCAAGGAUAUUUCCCUGAAGGUAGAUGAGGUUAUCCAUGAUAUGAGAGAAAGGCAUGGCAAACAAGUCCAGGAGUCGGAGAGCGUUCAUAACUUGCAGAAGAGUAUCCAUCAUCGAGUGGUUCAUCUUGAAGACAGCUUGAAACUCCUGCACAAGAAGAUGGAUGCCUUACUCGAGAGGAAGGCAGAGCAAAAAGAUUAAUAUUCUUAACUAACGACAAAGCCCCCACCCCUCCCCUCCUUCUUCCUCCUCUCUUUUCUCAAAGUGAGGCGGUCCGUAAAAUGAAAGAGACUUAGCAAACGAGUCCAGUUUAUGGAGAGUUUUUAGAACUCACGAAAGAACAAUUUGGAAGACAGUGUGAACUCCCAGUCAAGAAGAUGAAUGCCUUUCUAGAGAGGAGGGCAGAGUAAAGAGAGUAAAUCUUCGUAACUAUGGGAUUCCCCCUCCCUAUCCCCUCCUCAUUCAGUUUUUAUACUGUUGUCAAAGCUUUGGAACCAAUGACCAAACUCAGGAACGGUAUAAUUGCGAAAUACAUUUGUAUCUGUAGAAUACAUAAAGAACUAUCAUGACACGAAUUAAGCCUAUCUAGAUCGCUAGAUAAUGUGUGUUGGGGUUGGGGGGGGGGGGAGGGGCUGUAAGAAAAAAAGAAAGAAAGAUAAUGACAUGCUUACAAAGUGAUGAAAACUCUAUGUUAAUGCAAUAAUAAUAUAACUCGUACGUACAUGUAUAUCCACCUGUAAAAUAAGCUUAAAGACUUUAUGUGCAUUAUCAUAGAUUAAGAUAAAUGGUUAUUGUAUUCGAACAUAAAGUAUAUAUUUCUUUAAAAAUCUUAUAUAUCACAAUAGUUUUUUAUGGGUAUUGUAGGUAAUGUCAAGCUAAUUUUGUUCGAUACGAUACCAUCCACAUCUAUAUCUGGUCAUUGUAUUACGUUAAUAAACCAAUGCCUAGUUUACAUUUGGCCUGCGAUUAGUCUACGGAGCGGGAAAUUGAACAAACUUGAAGAAAAAAAUGAUUUGUGUUAGUAAGGAAACAUAACUUCUGGAGUGUCAAUGUUAAAGCAGUAGGGUACAUUAAUGCUACUAUGGUUUUAUUAGCUAACAGUCACGAAAUAAAGUUAUACAUAUUGGAUUUUAAUACCGAUAUUAUAGAUUUUGUAGCAGGUCUUAGUUGCAGUGACCCAAUAAAGCAAUCAUACAAAGGUGCAGUGCGAUGUAGUGCAGUUUAUUCACCAAUCGUAAACAAAUACUCAAAAACAAAUACAAAGAAAGGCAAAGGCAGAAGAAUAAAACAUAAAUAAUUACAUGUUCAAAAUAGUAGUUGCAUAUAUUAAUAUAAUAUGAACAUAAGUUAUAUUAGAAUAACAAGAUAUAACACUCAUUUAUCUUAUUGUAAUGUAGUGUGGGUAAACACAUAUCCAACGGAAUUGCAACCAUUGUAUAUAUUACAGAAAAGAGCUAUUCGUAUCUGUUUAUUUUCUUGGAGACAAGCCCAUACUAAAGGAUAAUUUUUUUAAUUUCAUGUUCUUACUGUCUUUCAACUCAGAUCUUACUACAGCACUGUGUAAUAUUACUUUUUAAACAUAAGCAGAGUAUGCUCCAAAAAAUCAUUAUCAGCAAUGCUCACUUUGAAUGCAGUUGUACAUGACCAUACUAAAUACAAGAAGCAGAGAUAAAUAUCAUCUAUGGACUGUUAAUAUAUCUUUUAGAUAUCAUGCUACUGUUAUCUGGAAUAAUCUUCUACUAGAAAUAAAGUCAUUUAACUCAAUGAAUACCUUUAAAAGAAAACUCAAAUCAUACUUAAUCACAAGUGUUUGAAAUUUAAAUUGUUGAUUUUGCUGCCUUGUAUUGUCCUGUGGUGAGUUUGUGCGGUAAUAUGUAUUUUUGAAUAGAAUAUGUCAUAUAUUCGUAAUCAUUUAUACCUUUUAAUAUAGUACUCUAUUAUCUUAUACAUUUUCUAUAUAAUAUAGAAUGUUCAAUGCAACCUUUUUUACCUUUAUUAAGUGUGGUCGUCUCGACAAAUCCUCAUGGUUGUUAUGGUCACCAAAUUCCAAUAAUGCUCUAUCUUGUGUUGUUAUCUGAUGUAUCGCUUUAUUGUUUUAUCAUUUUACCUUAUUUCGUACUCUUGGUGGAUUUAUACUGUUAUGAUUGUAUUCUGUUCUGUAUUGGAAUUGAAUAAACUGAAUUGAAUUGAAUUGACAUUA
Molecule: messenger RNA, 3526 nt
Organism: Strongylocentrotus purpuratus (purple sea urchin)
Lineage: Eukaryota; Metazoa; Echinodermata; Echinoidea; Camarodonta; Strongylocentrotidae
Product: transient receptor potential cation channel subfamily A member 1 homolog
Exons: 9
Coding region: 52-1527 (491 amino acids)
Biological process (GO): transmembrane transport; monoatomic ion transport
Cellular component (GO): membrane
Molecular function (GO): monoatomic ion channel activity
Source: RefSeq, a predicted model, not a curated record